AUGCGGGGAUUGUCUUCGGCGAUUGACGAUACCGGCGGAGGCUGUGGCAGUGAUGUUGACCAGUUUCAAGGAGAUGAAGCAGAAGACCGCUUUGAACCUUCGCUGUUCGCCGAAUAUUCCCCGCCUCCUCUGCCCAACGAUGUGCACACGGCUUUCUUGGCCGCCAACUUGUUGCUUCUCUACCUGAACCUGGCUAGGCUGUCGACUAUGUCAAUUGGCGACGCACAUCAGCUACCGGUUACCGUCAACGACCAUGACGACAACGACAACGACAACGACGAUAACAAUGGUACGUCAGUGGCGGCGGAGGCAGUGCGCGUUACUACCGAGGUGCACGGACGGCAGAACGGCGCUUGA
Messenger RNA from Macrosiphum euphorbiae (potato aphid), 357 nucleotides. The record is from the annotation of a GenBank genome assembly. NCBI's taxonomy places the organism in Eukaryota, Metazoa, Arthropoda, Insecta, Hemiptera, Aphididae.